GGAUGGUCCGUGCGCAUCCGAACAACCGGGCAGACCGACCAUCUCCAAGACGCCGUCUCCCAGGGGCAGAGGCUCAUCCGUCUACUCUUUCCGCCGGAGCGUAGAGACCGAAAUUAACCGUUUCGCGUAUUAAAACGUACCGGACCGAAAGCGAGCGAGAAAGUUAAGGAACGGCCACACACAGAGCAAAACAACGAACGAAGCGUGAUCGACCAGCCCGAAGCCGACGCCAGCGCGAGGUUGUCUGUGAAGUGCGGCCGUAUCGCCUCCCUCCCCUCCUCGCCCGAGCCGUUACUGGUGUGGUGUGUUCCCUUGCGCGCUUUCACCGCGAGUGCUGUGCCCCACCGUGGCCAUUCGUCGCCGUUUUGCUGCCGUUAGGCGUGCGAGAAUAGCCUUGCGCCUUUCUUCGCUUCGAGCCCUAAAACGCACAUACUUGCACACAAACACAUCAGAAAAAGGAUUGCCACCGCCGUCGUCGUCCUCAACCCCCUGAUCAGCAGCAUCGGUUGUGUGUGUUUUUGUGGGGCGGGAAGAAGUAAAGCAUUUUCGCAGGAGCAGCGCGGUCUGUGACACUACACGCACGCCGGCGGCUCGGUCGGAGAGACACACAUCGUCGCUCGCCAUCACUCGGUGCCGAAGGGCGCACACACACGCGCUCGGCGACUUCCGGCUUCAGGUGCCAGUCCCACCCCCCCCCCCCCCCCCCUCUACACCUCGCACGCACACAGACGCAACGCCGACCGACACAGGAGAGCGGAAGCAGUCGGACACGGACGACUCUAGCAGCAGCAGCAGUGGACGAGACGUAACGCUCGCGCACCGGAAAAGCAACGCCACAGCAGCCGCCCGGGUACUUCUUUUGUGUUACCGUUUCUUUGCCCGUUUCUCCCGGCACUCCCGGAGCAGCAGCAGCAGCUUCCUUUAAGGCGAACGUUUCUUCGUUCAUUCACGCAUCUCUCGCAACGCGCGCGUGUUGGUGUGUGUGUGUGUGUGUACGCGCAGUGGUGAGCGCUCCGUCGAAGGGUUUUUCAGUAGUGCCCGGCCAUCAUCCUCAUCAUCUUCAUCAUCCACCAUCAGCGGCAGGCAGCAAGGCAUCAGCAGGACUCUCCCUGUAAUCCUUCCCGUGCCCGUCAAACACAACAAGCAUCCGUAAAGCGCUCUCCCCCGAAGCUCUCUCUCUCGCUCACACGCAACAACCGCACCGUCGGGCGCAACAACCAUGGUGAUGGAUGCGCAGCCCUCGCCGCAAAAUGUCGGCCGCGAGUUCGUCCGCCAGUACUACACGCUGCUGAACAAAGCGCCCGACUUUCUGCACCGGUUCUACAACAACUCGUCGAGCUUCGUGCACGGCGGGCUGGACGCGAAGAGCCAGGAGGCGACGCUCGUGAUCGGCCAGAAGCAGAUACAGAGCAAGAUCCAGCAGCUCAACUUCCGCGACUGCCACGCCAAGAUUAGCCAGGUCGACUCGCAGGCCACGCUCGGCAACGGAGUGGUGGUGCAGGUGACCGGCGAGCUGUCGAACGAUGGGCAGCCGAUGCGCCGCUUCACGCAAACGUUCGUGCUGGCGGCCCAGUCGCCGAAGAAGUACUACGUGCACAACGACAUCUUCCGCUACCAGGACGUGUACACGGACGACGAGCUGGAUGAGGCGGGCGACCGGGCGAACGGCACGGACGAGGACGGUCUGCACGGAGCUGAUGGGGUUGGCGGGGUCGAUGCGGGAGCGCUGGGAGCGGACGGGCAGCCGCUCGGGGUCGGCGCGGGCCCACCGGGUGCCCUCGCGACGCCCGCCGGUCUCGUCGGGGCGGGUGGUGGUGUGCACGGUCAUCCGGCGGGCCAGCCGGGCCAGGUGCUCGGGGCGCAGACGGCCCCACAGGCCGCCCUGUACUACCCGUCGACCGUGAUCGGCUCGGCCGGUACCGGGCUGCUGCCGGGCGUGACGCCGGGCUAUGGUGCACCGCCGUCCGCUGCAGCCGCCGUCGCCGCCGCCCAAAACCAACCCGCUUCCCAGCAGCAGCAGCAGCAGCAGCAAUCGACGCAGCAGGUGCCGCCGCAGCAGCAGCCGGCCCAGCAGCAGCAGCAGCUGAACGGACUGCACGAGAGCCUGCUGAAGAGUGUGGGUGGUGGGGCAACCGAUGCGGGCGGUUCGGCCGCGGCCGCCGUCGCCGCCGUGCUGCUCUCGUCGUCCACCGUCGACCCGCAGGGGCUCAAGUCGAAGCUCGAUCAAACGCCAAUGGGAGUGCCUUCCCAUCUGCUGCCCGGUCAGCAGCAGCAGCAGCCACAUCAAUCCCAGCUAAAUCAAACUCAACCACCAGCAACCAAUCAACUCGGGCUGGGCCAGUCGCAACAGCCGCUGCCAGUCCAGCCGCAAGCAACCCAGCAGCAGCAGCAGCAGAACCGCCACCAGCCGUCCGAGGGCGAUACGCUGAGCAUGGGCGAUGCGAGCGCGACCCCGGCUGGCGGCGACGAACUUGGCCACGAUCUGGAAAAGAAGCAGCAGUCGCAUAAAUCCCAUCAGCAGCAUUCGCACUCACAGCAGCUGCACUCAAAGCAGCAGCAGGGAGGAGUGGCCGGCUUCGGUAAGCAACAGCAGCAGCCACAGCAGCAGCCGCCCGUCUCGCUCGAACCGAAGACGUACGCCAACCUGGUCAAGUCGGGCGUUAGCGCUGGCGCACCGUUGAGCUUUGCCUCGGCGAUGCAGUCGUCGCUGAGCUCGCACACCACCUCGGCGCAGUCGGGCGGGCACUCGCAGCAGCAGCAGCAACAGCUACAGCAACAGCAGCAGCAGCAAACGCAACAGUCGUCGCACCAGCACUCGAGCUACAGCACGGGAGGCAACCGACAGCAGCAGCAGCAGCAGCGUGACAUUCUCUCGCCAGCCCCGGCCGGCGGUGCUUCCACCAACGGCAGCGUUCUCGGCGGCGGCGUUGGCAACAAGUACGGCUCCGACCGGCAGGACGAUCGGGGCACGCUCGGCAACGGCGGCAUGUCUCAGCAGCGAUCUCAGCAGCAGCGGUCCAUCCGCAGCAACGGCACGAGCAGUAACUCGAUGGGCGGCGGUGGCCUGCGACAGCAAGACAACCGACAGUCCUCCUACUCGCGGCAAAACUACAAUGAUAACGAAGAUCGUCGUCAGGGAUCGUCUGCACAGUUCGGUGACAACCACCAGCUGUUCCUGGGCAACAUCCCGCACCACGCCACGGAGGAGGAGCUGAAGACGCUGUUCAGCAAGUUCGGUACCGUCGUCGAUCUGCGCAUUAUGUCGAAAUCGGUCCAAAAAAUGCCGGGCGUCCGUACACCGCCCCACUACGGAUUCAUCACGUACGAGGAUCCCGCCUCGGUGCAGAACUGUCUCGCCAACAUGCCACUCUACUUCCCGGAGAAUUCGCCCGACGGCCACAAGCUGAACGUGGAGGAGAAGAAAACGCGCGUCCGCGGCCCGGGCGAAGGCGGCAGUGGCCGCAUGGGCAGCGGCGGCGGUGGAAUGGGCAACGCCAACUCGAACGGUCCACGGUCGGGCGGCGGUGCCGGCUCGGGCCAAUCGCGGCCACCCGGCGGCCAGGGCGUUGGCGCCUCUAACCGAGGCGGCCAGGGUGGCGGUGGUGGCGGUGGUGCCGGCGGUCAGCGCAGUAUGGGCGGUGGCAAUGUCGGCGGUGGCGGCGGCGGCAGCGGCGGUGGUAACCGGGGCAGCGGCGGUGGCAGCUACGGCCAGCGCUCCGACCGGGGCAACAACGUCGGCAACGGGCAGCGAUCGGUUGGCAACGGCAAUGCCAUCAGCAACCGGGGCUUCGGCUCGGGCUACUAAAACCGGACCGCCGGUCUGACCAGGGGAGAGGGGGGGGGGGGGGGGGGGGGGAUGUUUGGUGGCAGCCGGCUCGUAGAUCUCUCGCUCUCUCUCCCCCUCUCUCUCUUCUAGGGGUGUGUUUCCAGGGGCUUGUAGAACAGGGAGUUGAAUCACCAAGCGCCACCCUUUCCCGAGUGCUGGCUGGGAGGGUGGGAGAGAAUUCGAUGCUGUGACGUGAACAGGCGGAACAAUAGAGCCGCGGAAAGACGUUUUGGUUUAUUGUGCGCUCACACUCCUCCCCUCCACCCCGCUCUAACCGCCGUCUAUCGAGCACACACUGUUUAUCAAACUUCAGCAGCGAACACGUCGAACUGCCUCCGGGCACAACACAUUUCGAGUUUCGGUGGUGGCGUGACUGUGGUGACAUCUUUCUUUGGAGUUGUUACUCUGCCAACACCGCCCAACACCCCCCAAUGGCAUCAACACCCACACAGCAACACCGGAGAAGAGCUUUCGGUCGGAUGAUUCUUUCCAUAAGCAAUCGUGUUUUGUAUAGAAGAAAAGGGCUUAUUUUGCUGGGAUUCCCCUUUUAAAAGACUAUUCGUGUUCCCCCCCCCCCCCCCUCUCUCUUUCUCAUUCUUUCUGUAACACAAUCACCCCUUGUUUUUGAGCACCACGUGCGUGGCUUGUCUGUGACUUGAACCACGUGGUGUCCAGACAAAGUGUGUGGAACUGAACUGAAACUAGUAAGCUAACGGGCUCAAACCCCGUAGUGCUAAACCACUGUGCGAACAAAUUCAAAAGCUACCAAAUAACACACACAAAACAAACACAAAGCCUGCAAAUUACGCAGGCAGAAAACCAUUCUCUCUUCCCCCCAUCAUUUUGUUCUUCCCCCCUUUGUUUUGCUCCCGACAGCUACUUUGAGUCCGAACUGUGACACUGAAACCAACCUAAAAUGCUGCUUCCUUCCCGGGGGUCGGUGCAAUUGUGCGGAAAAAAAGUAUAGGAAUAAAAACAGACACACCGAAACGCAAAACAGAGAAAAAACAAAUAAGAGCUAUAGAAACUAUAAUUACUUGUAGAUCCUGCGAAUGACGAUUUAGGCAGAGACUUGCACAGAUGAGGGCUAAAGUGAGAUGGAGAGAGAGAGAAAGAGAGACAGAGUGAGUGAGAGACGAAAAGCAAGAGCAUAAACAGUAAGAUAAACCUAUACUAAAAACACAACAAAAAAAACACAACCGUCAAGUAGUAAUGUGUAAAGAAGGGCGCUCUACUUUUCCGGCCUGCUAAGAAAAGAAAAUAAGUGUAGAAUGAUGUAACACAGGAUAUGCAGGGCUGGCUUUUUCUAGGAAAAAGUGAAACACAUACGCCUGGUAUUUGCCACCCCCCCCCCCCCCCCCCCCCACCCACUCCUUGUUCCACUCGCAACGCACCCCACACUGAAGCGUGACACGCGCGGCGGAGCCUUCGCGUACAUACGCACCCGCACAGGUGCCCUGUUCCCGGGAGAGACAAGCAAGUGCAUUUCGCCACUGUGUUGUGUCUCUCCUCUCUGCGGCCGAAUUGCUGUGGGUGGUACAGUUUGCCCCGUCGUCGUGCGCCCGUGUGUGGAGGUGGGUGAUGCUGAUAAAGGACGCUGCCAGACUGCCAGCGGCCGUUUGCUUCGGGGUUUUCCGUUGAAGAGUUUUGUUUUCCUUUUCUUCUAAAUUUCUUCCCUCUGCGCGGGAAAAGAAAACAACACAGAUCGCUGCAAAGAAAGCCACACAGUGGAAGAGGCAGAGAGAGAGAGAGAGAGAGAGAGAGAGAGAGAGAGAGAGAGAGAGAGAGAGAGAGAGAGAGAGAUGAAGAGUGCUCUAGGAAAACAAAAACAGACAUAUAGAAUAACAGCAGGCAACUUUUCUAUUUCUUUCUAUAUUUUCUUUCAUUAUGGCAGUGUAAAGUAAACCACAAAAGAAACGUGAAAACAAACUACAUUACAAGUAAACCUGGGAACCGAGGCGGCCCCUUCCGACUGGUACCAUUGUGAAGAAAUGUAACAAACAAAAACAGAAACAAACGGAAAGUAACAAAAAAAAACAAAAGCAACAAACAGAAACUUACAAACAAAAAAAAAGAACAAAACAAAAGUGACAAACAGAAGGUAACAGAAACUAAAGAGAAAGGCAAAUACUAAAUAGUUCUUACUUAAUUUUCUUAACCCCUUUUUUGUGUGCAGUAUAAUCGAGCCGAGGAUCGCGAAAGAAGAUUGAUAGGGCAGAACAAACAAACGCAGAAACCCACAAACACACACACAUACACACAUAGAACCCAGGGUACGAUUAAAAGAUGAAAGAAAAAAAAACGAAGAUUAUCUCGAUACUUAACAUUAAGUUAAACGCAGACUAAACAUUGUGGAAAUAGUUUGAUCAAUUGUGUAGUAGUAUCAGUGAAUAUUAAGUUAUAAAUGUGUUUUUUUAUACUAUAUGCUAGUAUUUCGCCUUUUCCGGCUAAGCGAAUAAAUGAUGGGAUUAAUAGUAAUACCUGCUGAUUUAA
Anopheles gambiae (African malaria mosquito) is the source of this 6319-nucleotide messenger RNA. It is a transcript of the gene rin, whose product is annotated as RNA-binding protein FUS. Gene Ontology annotation, cellular component: cytosol; ribonucleoprotein complex. NCBI's taxonomy places the organism in Eukaryota, Metazoa, Arthropoda, Insecta, Diptera, Culicidae. The record is from RefSeq and is a predicted model, not a curated record. The coding region runs from base 1220 to 3805 and encodes 861 amino acids. The transcript is spliced from 4 exons. Gene Ontology annotation, molecular function: mRNA binding.